Otolemur garnettii (small-eared galago) is the source of this 1664-nucleotide messenger RNA. RefSeq names its product T-box 21 (gene TBX21). Gene Ontology annotation, biological process: cell fate specification; positive regulation of DNA-templated transcription; regulation of transcription by RNA polymerase II. Lineage: Eukaryota; Metazoa; Chordata; Mammalia; Primates; Galagidae. The record is from RefSeq and is a predicted model, not a curated record. Gene Ontology annotation, cellular component: nucleus. The coding region runs from base 41 to 1648 and encodes 535 amino acids. Gene Ontology annotation, molecular function: RNA polymerase II cis-regulatory region sequence-specific DNA binding; DNA-binding transcription factor activity, RNA polymerase II-specific. The transcript has 6 exons.
CGGUCCUCGACGGCUGCGGAAAAGUGUCAGCCAUCCCCGGAUGGGCAUCGUGGAGCCCAGCUGCGGAGACAUGCUAACGGGCACCGAGCCGAUGCCGGCGAACGACGAGGGCCGUGCGCCUGGAGCCGACCCGCAACACCGCUACUUUUAUCCAGAACCGGGAGCGCAGGAGGCGGCCGACCGUCGCGGGGGCGGCAGCCUGGGGGCAUCCUACGCUGGGGGCGCCCUAGUACCGGCUCCGCCGGGUCGUUUCCUCGGAGCCUACGCGUACCCGCCCCGGCCUCAGGCGGCCGGCUUCCCCGGGGCGGGCGAGCCCUUCCCGCCGCAGGCGGGCGCCGAGGGCUACCAGCCUGGGGAUGGCUACACGGCUCCGGACCCGCGCGCCGGGCUCUACUCAGGGCCGCGAGAGGACUAUGUGCUUCCGGCGGGGCUGGAGGUGUCCGGGAAGCUGAGAGUCGCUCUCAACAACCACCUGUUGUGGUCCAAGUUUAAUCAGCACCAGACGGAGAUGAUCAUCACCAAGCAGGGCCGGCGGAUGUUCCCCUUCCUGUCAUUCACCGUGGCAGGGCUGGAGCCCACCAGCCACUACAGGAUGUUUGUGGAUGUGGUCUUGGUGGAUCAGCACCACUGGCGGUACCAGAGCGGCAAGUGGGUGCAAUGUGGAAAGGCCGAAGGCAGCAUGCCAGGAAACCGCCUGUACGUCCACCCAGAUUCCCCCAACACUGGAGCUCACUGGAUGCGCCAGGAGGUUUCAUUUGGGAAGCUAAAGCUUACAAACAACAAGGGGGCCUCCAACAAUGCAACCCAGAUGAUUGUGCUCCAGUCCCUUCAUAAGUACCAGCCCCGGCUGCACAUUGUGGAGGUGAAUGAUGGAGAGCCUGAGGCAGCCUGCAAUGCCUCUAACACGCAUAUCUUCACUUUCCAAGAAACGCAGUUCAUUGCUGUGACUGCCUAUCAGAAUGCGGAGAUUACUCAACUGAAAAUUGAUAAUAACCCCUUCGCCAAAGGAUUCCGGGAGAACUUUGAGUCCAUGUAUGCUUCUGUUGACACCAGUGUCCCUUCCCCGCCUGGACCCAACUGUCAGUUCCUUGGAGGAGACCACUACUCUCCACUCCUACCCAACCAGUAUCCUGUUCCCAGCCGUUUCUACCCUGAACUUCCAGCUCAGGCCAAGGAUGUGGUUCCCCAGCCCUACUGGCUGGGGUCCCCCCGGGACCACAGCUAUGAUUCGGAAUUUCGGGCAGUCAGCAUGAAGCCUGCAUUCCUGCCCUCCGCCCCUGGGCCUACCAUGUCCUACUACCGAAGCCAGGAGGUCCUGGCACCUGGAGCUAGCUGGCCUGUGGCCCCCCAAUACCCUCCCAAGAUGGGCCCACCCAGCUGGUUCCGCUCCAUGCGGACUCUGCCCAUGGAACCUGGCCCUGGAGCCUCAGAGGGGCGUGGGCCAGAGGACCAUGGCUCCCCCUUGGUGUGGACUGAGAUCACCUCCAUCCGGCCAGAGUCCAGUGACUCAGGACUGGGCGAAGGAGACUCUAAGAGGAGGCGCGUGUCCCCCUAUCCUUCCAGUGGUGACAGCUCCUCUCCUGCUGGGGCCCCUUCUCCUUUUGACAAGGAAACUGAAGGCCAGUUUUAUAACUAUUUUCCCAACUGAGCAGAUGACAAGGUGA